Molecule: messenger RNA, 1014 nt
Organism: Mesorhabditis belari
Lineage: Eukaryota; Metazoa; Nematoda; Chromadorea; Rhabditida; Rhabditidae
Source: the annotation of a GenBank genome assembly
AUGAGCCCCGGAAAAACCUGGCUCACCGGGUUUUUCCUUUUGGCGAUCGGCGGAAGUAUUGGCACAAUGGGACAAAGUGAUCAAGAGGUUUAUGACGUCAUCGUGAUUGGCGCUGGUUUAGCCGGACUUUCAGCCGCAAAUCGAAUCCUUGAUCAAAACCCUUCCACAAGUCUUUUGGUGCUAGAGGCGAGGAAUGUGAGCGGUGGCCGGGUGAUGUCACAUCGAAUGAACACUCCCGAAGGGCCGAAAUCGAUCGAUAUUGGAUCUCAAUUCGUUUCCUUGAAGCACCGUGGGAUCCUCGAUUUGGCUUUACAGUUUGGAUUGACCGUGGAGGAACAGCCACUCUGCGGCGAGAGAACAGUGAUCCAAGGCACUCCACAGUCAACAGUCACUUCAGCGUUUCGCAGAAGGAAACGCUCCUACACAUGGACAUCAAACCUCGGUGGAUCGCCGACAAUCGACACCGUUCUCGCCUCAAGUGAUCUUGAUCUUUUGGCGUCUCAAUCAUGCGCGAAAUUCAUUCAAACAAAUAAUUUGGAUAAAUCUGAUGGUGAUGGAAUGAAGAGAUUGUUACAGACUUUCUAUGAUGCACCUGACACCGCCGUUUCACCACUUCAACUUCUGCUCACUGCGAGUAGUGAAGAUGGUACGGUUGACGAUGUGCUGGCAGAGAUGGGACACGGAGCUGGGCUAAGAGUCAAAGAAGGCUUAGCCGCUUUGAUUGAUAAACUCUCCACACGAAAUGGUCUACAGACUCUCUACAAUAGUCCCGUGACAGCAAUCACUCAAGUGAACCCUUCUCUUCAAUCAGUGACAGUAAACGGGAAAGAAUUGAUGGCGAGACAGGUAAUCAUCGCCGUCCCUCCAGCAGUCGCCUCAAACAUCGACUUGUCUCCAGUAUUGCCUGAGAAGAUGACCAAUUUUUUGCGUAACUAUCGACCCCGUGGAUUCGCUACGUAUUUCGCAAUGACGUACGCAAAACCGUUUUGGCGCGAGAAUGGGAACAGUGGACAG